AUGUCUACAGAUUUGGGAGCUAGUUUCAACGAGCAAUACAUGAAUAUAAACACUAAACUGAAAAAGCGUUUUAUGCGGAAACCGAAUAUAUCUGAAGCGACAAAUGAAUUCAUAGCAUUGGCGAUUCAGUGUGAACAUUCGGAGCAGCCAGCGUUCGCGGGUCAUGCGUAUGUAGGAGCUGCGAAGUGUGAAGCGACGGCGGGAAACUUUCUUGGUGAAGCAGAGCAUUAUCUUGCUGCAGCACGGCAGUUCAUGAAGGCUGAGAAGAAGUUAAAGAUGUUGAAGUUUUACAGCCCCGACAGGGAGAAUUUAGAGGCUGCGAUAGGCUGUUUUAUGCAAGCUCUUAACAAAUAUCCAGACAAGUCCCCUAUGCGCACCUCAAUCCUCAUGGAGCUGGCUGACAGUCUAGUAAUGCUGAAUCUCAAACUUGAGGCAGUGGCAUAUUAUGAACAGGCUUUGGAGACAGUGGAUGACAAAACUAGAAAACUCAUGUUCAUGAAGAAUUUGGUCAAUUUGCUGAUUGAUUGUGAGAAAUUCAAUAUAGCACUGGAGACAGCUAACAAAAUCUGUGACUCAAACUUCAAUAUGCCAGAUGAUAUUCUUACUGAGAUUCAAGUCAGCAGGGUUUUACUUAAUCUGUUAGUGGAACCGGCUGAUGACAACAAGCCAGUCUCCUUGAGGCAGCUCUUCAUAGAUCUGCUUAAUGAUACUGAAACUGAAGCAAUCCCCUUUAACACUGACCUGCAACUAAAACUCCAGUCAAUAAUAAUCUCCUGUAUGACAGCAGACGUCUCCUCACUGAUCAGCGUCAGCUCUGAAGUCAGACAGUACUUGACUACGCACCAGAAUAAUUUGCUGGACACUCUAAUUAAGGAAAAGAGGAUGCGGCAUUUGUCAUUAGUGUAGAUAUAGUUUAAUGUUGAGAGAACAGACUUUGUUUUGUCACAUGAAACGGUUACUAUAUGUAGUUGCGUAACACAUUGUUGUGUAAUGGCAGACACCUUUGGUAUUCAGAUGAAGGAACACAGCAAAGGGAUGGCUACAAAAUUUCAUGAAUUACUUAAGUUGGUCAGCAUUUUAUGGUAAUAAUUACUUAGUCAAAGUAUUUCACAAGGAAGCAAUGGAAGUGUAAUACUAGUCAAUUUAAAAUUCUUUAUUUUUUCAAAUAAAUGACGUUGUUACUUUAGUUAUGAGAUAUUUAAUAAAAAAUACA
Messenger RNA from Hyposmocoma kahamanoa, 1213 nucleotides. RefSeq lists its product as uncharacterized. Gene Ontology annotation, biological process: vesicle cytoskeletal trafficking. NCBI's taxonomy places the organism in Eukaryota, Metazoa, Arthropoda, Insecta, Lepidoptera, Cosmopterigidae. The record is from RefSeq and is a predicted model, not a curated record. Gene Ontology annotation, molecular function: protein binding. Gene Ontology annotation, cellular component: early endosome. The coding region runs from base 1 to 906 and encodes 301 amino acids. The transcript is spliced from 6 exons.